GUGGACCCCCCAGUCACACCCCCGUCCCCCAGCCUGAGAGCCUCGUGUCGGUCCAGGAACGACCACUCUCAGCCCUGUCGGCUCUAGGGCGAGCAGAGGAAAUGAGUCCACCAAAAAAAAGAGGAACAGAGAUCAUCUUUAAUGCUCUGGAGAAGGCCAAGAGAAAGUUUGGCAGCCCUUUGACCACACCCACCAUAGAGGACCAACCCCCACUCCCCCACAAAUCCCUCCCUGAGCUCCCACCAAUCGACUACAAUGACCAGGCCGGGGCGGGGCCCCCUACACCCCUGAAACCGUCCCUGGUCAACAGUGUGGACGUUAGGCAGGCGUUUCCUGUGUUGGAGAGGAUAGCAGGGGACGUGAUACCAGACCUGUUGGAGGCACCCCCUCCUCUCUCGAGGAGGUGCCUUCCGGAGGCCUCCACCCUGCGACCCCUGCAAGAGAAACCCCUCCGACUCCACUCCAUGAACCUGACUGCCCAUGCUGGGGAAAUUCCUGCUCCUCUAGAGUUCUCCGUAGCCGGUCCUGCUCUCGACGUUCCCGAGUUUGAGGAUGUAGGGUUGGAGCUUCUGAAAUUGGAAGCCCUAGAAAUCCAGCCUGCAGACUUGGUGGAGAUAGAGGGGUCAGAAUGGGGGAAUGGAGAAUAUGGUGACAACAUUCCAGAGACAGUGCUUCUAAAGCAGGAGAUUCUGGAAGAGGGGGAGGGGCUUCCAGAAUUCGAGGACCACAGAGUUCCAGAAUCAGAACCGGUGGUCGAGGUUCCAUUGGGGGUUCGGGUAGAGUUUAUCCAAGAAACUGUCCCUGCCUCCCCUUCCAGCCAGGACCCCCAGCCAGAGGCAAGAGCAGAGACAGAAGACGGCACCUCUGAGAGCUGUGACAAAGCCAAUGAAGACAUGCCCUCAGCCAAACAGAAGGUCAAGGGUCAACCCACCAAGAAGAAGAAGGAACCAAAGAACCCGUAUACUGAGACUCAGCCUCCGACUAAAGGAACAUCCAGGGGUGGCUGGUCUUUUAAGAGGCCUGCUCCGGAAAACCCAGAGGAGAAAGAUAUGAAGAAGAAAGAAAAACAACAUCUGGAGAAGGAGAAGAAAGAGCAGAAAGAGAGAGAGAAGAAGGAGCAGAAAGAGAGAGAGAAGAAGGAGCAGAAAGAGAGAGAGAAGAAAGACAAUGAGAUGAAGAAGUUUAAGAUAACAGGGCAGGAGGAGGCUAUCUAUCAGGCUACAGUGACGGUGGCAUCUAAAGGACGUAAGGACGACCUGGCUGUGAAGAAUAGGGACAUCGUCAGCAUCAUACGGACCACAAACUGCCCCAAAGGAAAAUGGCUAGCCAGGGACAGCACUAAUACAUAUGGGUACAUCUCACUGAGCCAGGUGGAGCUGGACAUUAAGGAGAUGUUGGAGCUGGGGAAGAAGGCUUCUCAUGCCAUCAGCCAUAAGGACAGCAGUACUGUGGUAGAACAGGGAGGAGAGCUGGCCAGGAUGGGCAACAGGACUUCCAAUCACUACCCACUACAGGACGAUACAGGCAGCUUUACAGACGACAGUGAGGAGUGGAUGAAUGAUGACGAUGAACCUCUCUCCUACCCCAUGGAGGAAGAUCCUACAGAGAGUGGCCACAUCCAAACAAUCUCCAUGACGGGAAGCAGAGAGCUUAGCAUCCACCACAAACAAACACAGAAUUACACCACCAUAGAUGGAAUGGAUAUGCAGGUGAAACAUGAAGCACUUCAGAAGCUGGCCACUUUCUUCCACAAACCUGUUGUAGAGGAACCCAUCAGGAGACCUGAAGAACCUGAACCAAUCAGCCCCGUGGAGAUAGAAGAACCUGUGUACCCAUGUAAAGUGGAAGCAGAUUUGGAGCUGCCAGACAUGAUGAUUCUUUCUCCUCCUGGCCCGUUUGCAGACGACAAUCAAUGACACUUAGUAGACUACCAACUACAGUUGGAGAGCAGAGGAACAACGGCAACAUGGUAUGUUGUCGAGUGCCAGUCAUCUCCAUGACAAUCACUCAGAUAACGGAGACAUGAAGGAUCGUUAUUUGGACAACCUGCAAUUGGAUGGACUAUUUCUCUGUUCUAAUAUUGUUUAGGCCAGGAUUCAACCCGAGAGCUCUAGUCAACAAUGCAGAUUAAGGCAAUGUUACCGUCUUUGCGGAGACCUCAUUCAAGAUAAAUGCUGCAAUGUCGACUCAAUUGGAAAUGAUCUUUAAAAUGUCAAUAACGCUAUAGGGUUUCAGAUUGAAUCUCUUGUUUUGAUGUCCAUCCAGGGUUAUGGAGGAUGAGAUGAAGGAUACAGACAGAGCAGUUCUGUUUAUACUAACUCUUCAAUAGUUUUAUACAAAGACAAUUAUGGGAUACCAUGCAUAGUGUAAUGUUUGUUUACAGGUGUUUGUGUUUGGCUAGAUGACAGUCUGUAUCCAGCUACUGUCGGUGUCUAAAAUGACAGCCUAUUCCCCAUGUAGUGCACUAACUUUGACCUAAGUGACACAGGGUUAACCACAUAGGGCUCUGGUGAAAAGUAGUGCACUAACUUUGACCUAAGUGACACAGGGUUAACCACAUAGGGCUCUGGUGAAAAGUAGUGCACUAACUUUGACCUAAGUGACACAGGGUUAACCACAUAGGGCUCUGGUGAAAAGUAGUGCACUACACAGGGAAAAGGAUGCUUGCCAUACUGUAUGAGAUGUCUGGUUUAUAUUCCCUGUGUAUUUCCCAUUAAGUAUUAGAGAGAGAGGGAAGUAAUUUGAUGAUGUAACCUUUAGUUGAAGUCCCGUUCAUUUAGCUACCAGCUCUGCUAGUUGUGAUCUGGCGAUUCAAUAAAAAACACAAAUCAAUCAGUGGUCUAGUGUAUAGGUCAGUUUAAUUGUGUUUGACAAUAAAUACUCAGUAAAGUGCAAAUCAGAACAGCAACGCCAUGCAAUGCAUAGAACACAGAAAAGCCCACCUCAGACGGAGAGGAAGAGGUACAUUCCGCUCUCACGCACACACAGACAGAAGAGAAGAACACUUUGGUUCCAGAAGUCUGGAUACGGUGACAACACACCUUAACCCUUGGAAAGAGGUACACCUUACACUGACAAAGUGGGUGUGUAUUACUUGAAGUAGUAUGUGUGUGUAAAUAACAGAAUAUAGGGUCAUUGCUGUGAGUAAUUGCAUGAGUGUAGCAGCAGGAAGGAGAGUUUCUCCCUGACCUUGUAGCAGCUAUAGUCAGA
This is a messenger RNA of Oncorhynchus nerka (sockeye salmon), 3210 nucleotides long. RefSeq names its product calponin homology domain-containing protein DDB_G0272472. Gene Ontology annotation, biological process: integrin-mediated signaling pathway; T cell receptor signaling pathway; protein localization to plasma membrane. Gene Ontology annotation, molecular function: protein binding. Gene Ontology annotation, cellular component: plasma membrane. Lineage: Eukaryota; Metazoa; Chordata; Actinopteri; Salmoniformes; Salmonidae. The coding region runs from base 102 to 1916 and encodes 604 amino acids. The record is from RefSeq and is a predicted model, not a curated record. The transcript has 17 exons.